Messenger RNA from Amoebophrya sp. A120, 8373 nucleotides. Lineage: Eukaryota; Dinophyceae; Syndiniales; Amoebophryaceae. The record is from the annotation of a GenBank genome assembly.
AGCUCUUCGCCAUUUGUUUUAGUCUGUGCCACUGCUCAGAGGAGUACACAAAACCUGAAUCAAACCAAGAUGCGUCGCAACCAGGUGCCGACCCUGCGUCGCCCUGCCCCGCAACACAAGCGUGUUUUACAGCGGGUACCAACGCCGCUGGGUCCCGGGGCGAUGGGCAGUGCGGAAGACUGUGCGAGAACUCCGGUAGCGGAGAAAUUGCUUCCGAAGGACGACGAGCAGGCGGAUCAUUCUGUUGCCAUGCCGGAAUGGCAGGGCAACAACGUCGACGUCCCUUCCUCCUCCUCUUCCAGUAGUAGUUCCGCGGCUGGACCAGGAAUAAAUCAAGCAGAAUUAGUACAUCAAAGCGAAAAGGAAAACAGAAAUCCUGGUGGUGGUUCUGGUGCUGACCAGGAGAAUCUUCUCAACGGCGCUGAAAGAACGAGCUACGUCGUGAAAAAACUCACCUCGCCUUCGAGAAACGUCCUGAGCACACAAAGUUCCGUCGCAAACGUCCCACCGGAAGAUUCGAAAUCUGAAGUAGAAGUGGUCAAGAAGAAGCGCACCCUGCAGCGCUCUUUCUGGCAAAAAGAACUACACGCCAAUAACACGUGCGACACACCGUAUCAAAUGCAAAAAAUGUCUGGGUCUGGAAGAAUGCCAGACUUGUCGUGCAGGUUUUCCAUGACCCAUGAGGUCUGGUAUGUAGGACAGAGCAUGACAGAUUCUGUGAGAGUUCUAUCAAUAUCAUGCCUAUCCUGCAUGAGAAAGUGCCUCGCGGUUGGGUCAAAAGUGGACAGCUUUUGCUAAUCACGCAACACAGAUUUUUACAUGAUUCAGAUUUAGCAUGACAAGUUGCUUUGUUCCAGACCCAGACAUAUUUGCAAUGCAUACACCGGAAGUAGAUGCGAGUAAAUUUUUGGCGAAUAGGAAGAGUGGGGACAACUUGACCGACUUGCUGAAGAGCAACGAGCUGAUUUCCACGAAAAAUCAACCGGCGAAACGACGUACGCAUUGCAAAUAUUAUCGUGCCUACUAGUAUGAAUUGCAUAAUACAAAUUUGCUCAGCAGGAGAGCUGGAAUUUGUCAUGCUGUUUCACCCUAAGGACAAGAUUUGUCAUGCAUAGUUGCAAUUAGAAGUACGACGAGUGCGAUGCUUUUGCAAUGCAUACGAUGCCGCCCGAGUUUAUCCACAGAAAAAAACCCAUCCACAUCCAUUUUUUGCAUGACAAACACAUGAUUUGAUACGUGUUUUGCAUCACUAAUUGGAUGUGGAUGGGUUUUUUUCUGUGGAUAGAGUUCCAACUCCCACAGUCCGGCGGGUAGAAUGAAGACGCUGUAUGAGGAGGAGGGAGAUGAUGUUGACAGUGGUAAGCAGGAGGGCGAGAUGAAGAAAAAGUCCGAUAAAAACGGUUCUUGUGCACCACCAGCUUCCGGCAUCGCUAUCGGAAGCAAGAAGCUGAAGCCGUCGGUCAGCAACGACGGCAUGUUGACAUCAAGCUUCGACCCCACAACAGCGGCAGCGGUGUUUGAUUUGAAGAACAAAAAUCCGAAUUACGACCCCCGCAGAACAACAACCACAAGUGCGAGUACGAGCAGCUGCAGACCGAGCCCACCGGGGGGCUCCGAUGAUCGACGCCGGACGCCGGGCGGUGGAGUUAGUAGCGGAGGAGGAUUUUACACCGGUAAUAGCAAUAGGUCUACUUUUGGAUCUUCAAGCGGGCACAGAAGGACGAACAGAGAUCUUUAUCAAGAUAGAGACAGGGAAGAUAGACGCUACGAUAGAAGCAGAAGAGACCAUGACAGCAGCACCUACCGCCACCGCGAUUACGAUAGCGGGUCCCGCUACGGACGAGAUUACAGCUGGCGUGGAGCUGAUACAACUGGUGAGCGCCUCCGCGAUAAGGGCCACGGCAGAGGUGGAGGACGGGAUUAUGAUUAUAAUCGGAGCUACGGUACUAGUUCUUACCGGGAGCGGGAUAGAAGCUUUGUCGCCCGCGACGAUCGGGGGAGCAAUAGAAAAAGUGAAGAUCUAACAAGAUCGAGAAAUGAAGAGAACAGCAGGUCGUGGGGAGAACGCGGCGCAAGAGGUGGUGGUGGGAGCGCUGGUACUUCUGCCUCUUCUCGUCCCGACGGGCGGCACGUCGGGAGUACUUCUAGUGGGGGCUACGGCAGAAGUAGAAAUGGGUAUGAUGAUAGCUGUGAAAUAAAUCAGGAACAGCUGCGAAGCGGUCGCGUUCACUACAAAGAUUCAUCUUCGUCCUCUGCUUUUCAUCGUCCGAGGAUUAAGAACGAAACUGCCGGUGAAGACGAGAAAGCUUCUGGCGUCGACGACAGAAGUGGUUGUGCCAACAAGGCGUCGGAACAUCUUCACCAGAGCAGCAAAGCUGAACAUCAUGCACAGGAGGAACAAGGGGAUCAAACCAAAUUCGAAUCCGAAACUGCAGGUCCGCCUGCUUCUACGACCAGCGCAGUGCAGCACCUGAAAGAAAAGCAGCCGAACAGCCUGAGUCCCCGGGAGUACCAGUUUCGAGAGGAAAUCAACACGACGAAAAACAUAUGAGCUGCAAAAUUAUCGUAGUAAUUGCAAUCAUGCAUGGCAAAUCUCUCUCUGAAGGGGAAUCCGCAUUACAAAUUCCAUUUGUCAUGCUGGCCAACUUUGUGAUGCGAUUUGUAUGUACCAAGUGCGAUACUUUUGCAAUUCAUAAAACAAAGGGUACUACAACCGCAGACGUUGUGAUCACAUAGGAGGUGAGCAGCCACAGAUUCUGAAGGAGGAAAAGCCGGUGAUUUCACCGGGAGAUGAGGUGGAAUCUAAAAUUUCAGCAACAGCAGGUGCAGGGAACAAGCAGGCUCAGGAACGCCGUUUGGAGGGAAAUUAUGACAAAAACGAACCGCACGACCACGAGCGACGACCCUCGUCUCUGAAAACAGAAGCAGAUGAGGAAGAGCCGAGGUUGUACUCGCAUUAUCAGCAGGUCUUUGACCAGGCGCAGGGACGGGGGAAUAAUUUCGCGGAUUUUCUCUUUUCUGAUUUGGUGCAAGAACCUGAUAGUGAACAAGGGCAGGAACUGCAAGAGACGUCUUCUGCACAGGUAGGGGAUGCUAAUGCGCCGUCCUCUUCCGGAGAAAUAGAAAAGGUACAGGGAGUAGAUGAGCAGCAGUGUCGUGAGCGAGCGACCACCGGUGGUGAAGUAGAAGAAGGCGAAUUCGCAGUGGUUACUGCCUGGCUGACAGAACAAGCGGUCGCGGGCGAAGCUGCGAAAGUUGCCGACGAAGUGACAGCAGUGGGAGGAGAUGCAGGGAUCAUCGUGGCUGCAAGCGAUAAUCCUCUCGCUGCAGCAGUGGUGAGGGUGACUACAGGCGAAGUGGGAGUUGUUCCUCUGCAGCACGACAAUAUUGAGAGUGCACUCGAGCAAGAACCACAGAUGAGCGACGCCAUAAAAGGUACAUCGUCCGAAAUAUUAGAUGAGGAUAGCCAGAAGGCACCAGUGGGCGGCGGCGCAACUACUACACUUCUAGCGGCAACUGAGAGCACUACAAAUGACCCCCGCGCGGCACGAGAAGAUGUGGGUGGCCGCGAAACGGCUGAGGGUGCGAUAAAAGACCAAUCCGAGCACGGGGCAGAAGCACCUGAUCAUGCACAAGCGCCACAAUUAGCUCCAGCCGCUCCUGCAGAGCCAGCGCAGCUGCAGAAACAAACACAAGCGGAAAACGACGUCGACAUGGAAGUUGUGGAAGUAGCAGAACAAGUGCCGCUGCUCGCGGUGGCUCCUGAUAGUACAACGGCACAACUACCACCAUCGAGCACGACACCAGCGGUGGAUCAGGAAAAGGAGCUGCUGACCGCAAAUAACGCAUGCGCAGCUGCAACACAAGUGGCGGAUCAUGCGCAGCAGGCGCCAGAAGAAGCCGUGUUCUCUUCUACAAAUAUAGCGCCAACGACUUUUCGACCCCGCAGCAAUACGGUGGAUGUGGUCACGGGCACCAGUGCCGCUAAUGUCACAGCAGCCACAUCAUCUUCCUCCACCACCGCUGCAUCAAAACUUGACCACGAAGUGACAGGAGGCGUGUACCCUGUGCAAAGGUAUCGUACUCGUACAAAUGCAUUACAAAUUUCCUCAACAUGAGAAAUAAAAUUUGUAAUGCGGAUUUACCUUAUAGAAAAAAUGCAAGAUUGCAAUACGAGUACGAUACUUUUGCACAGCAUAGCGUGAAAAAACCUACAACUUUCAGUCCGGCAAACAAGCCAAAAUCGCUCAAGCCGCCAAAUAGAAGAACCACACUGAACAACUCGUUGAAGAAUCUGAACCAGUCGGGAGGACAUCAACACAGCACAUCCUUGCAAAUUAUCGACAAACACACCAACAUGCAGUCUAUUCGCAACCGAACAUCUCUAGCGAUCGACAGACUGUUGUCUUCCAGCAAGCUUGGCGGUUACUGCGAGUUCAAGUCCGCAAUUGGGGAAAAGUUCCAGCCACAAUACCUGCACGAAAAAGAAGAAACCUUGCCCUGUUACGUGUCCGAAGUGAUCUUGCAACAAGAGCAGGCGAAGCAGGAUUUUAUCACCAGCGAGAUUUUGAAGCCGACAACGACAAGCUCUUCAAGUAGUAGAAAUAGGAUCCCGCGCAGUGAGCAGGAAUCAGCUUCAGCGGGAAGUGGUGCUGGUGCAGCUCUAAAGAGUAGCGCUUCUAAUGUAGCGAACACUGGUUCGGAACCAGGCCUAGCCCCUAUGGGUCCGAAAAGUAGUCCGACGUCAAGGUGCCCUACAUCUUCUAUGCCGAUGCGGAUGCCACUUCCGCCGCCGGCUGCCAUCGUUGCGCCAACGUCUACUUCUGGCACAUCUACUAGCAGUUCAUUUUCCGGGGGCUCCAGCUCAUCUUCCGGCACAGCUACUACGAGGCCAAACAAACACCAAAAGCCCACUGCUGCAUUCCUGAAAAAGCCUGCCACCACGCAGAUCAAGCAAGUUCAGGUUUUGAGUUGGGAGGAUUGGCAGGCGCAGAGGAAGCUGGUGGAUCUGAUGAACCGGCAAGCAAACGGGAACCAACGGUAUUCUUCUGUGAACAACUUCGGCGCAUAUGGAACAAGCAUGAAUGUUCUUGCGGGUGGUAGUAGUGGUAGCUCCUCUUCCUCUUCGAGCUUGCUCAACUCCACGGCUUUAUCCGGAAACAAUCAGUCGCGCAGGAUGUUGUAUCAGCAGGGAGGGAAACAGUUUCAUCCGUUUGGAAUGAACAACAUGUCCGCUUUCGCGAAGCAGAAACAGAGGUCUAUGAGCACGGACGGAAUUAGUGGAGGUUCCACGUUUGGCAGCAGCUACAAUGUGAAAGAGCAGUACGCCAAUCCGAAUAAGAACGCGAGAAACCAAAACCUGUUCAAACUGAUUUUUGGCAAAGACGCGAGCAAAUCCACUUCCUCGACCACAGGGGCAGUUGCGGGGAAUGCUAAUGUUGGCACUUCUGCUGCAGGAGCGCAAGUGUUGACUUCUUCAACUUCUGCAACACCUGCUGAAGAAGGUUUUGUUCCAGCGGCUCCUAGUUCUGGCGGAGAUUCUGCUGUUGAUGUUGACCCGAAGAUGAAGCUACAACCGGCUUCGGCAGCGGACGGAAACAAGGUACUUACCAAUGUAGCAUCACGUUUGUAUCUAUUAGAUGGAGCCUCUGUCAUCUAGCAGGUCGUGUUCGAUGUCUUCUACACGAUUUUCGUUUUUUUUUCUUUCAGCAAAAUGCAUGACAAAUUCAUCACUUAUUGUUCAUUCAAACAGGAUCAUCUUGCAAGACCGGCCGACAAGAAUCCGCUGGAUUUGGACGUCGACAUGAAGCCGGCAACUGACAUUCUGGAGUCGCAGCUCAGUCUAGGAACAAACGGUGCGUCGAAAGAACAAACUGAACCCGCCCCGGUAGCUGCACCCCUGUCCGCGGCUCAACACACGGAUAAUAUAGGAGAAAGUAGCGUCCUCGCGCCAGUCUCCGCUCCAGUAGUAGAAGAUGUCGAGAUGGCUGACGUCGGUUCGAAAGAGGAGGGCCUGUAUGCAUUGCGAACGUAUCGUACUAGUAUAAAUUAAUCGCAAUACAAAGUUUUCCAGAAAGGAAAAUGAAAUUUGUAAUGCUGAUUUCGCUAAGAAACAAGAUUUGUCAUGCAUGAUUGCAAUUAGUACGAGUGCGAUACUUUUGCAAUUCAUAGCCUGGCACGAGGAACAACAUCUUCUUCAUCUGCCAGCAAUCCCACAGGGGCAGCAGCAAGAACUUCUAUUCCUGCUAUGCCCCCACCAGCAUCCGAAAUAACUACACUUACCAAAGAACAACCCGCACAGGGCACCAGCGCAGUACGUAAAAAUCCGGUAGAAGUAGUAGCCCAGAGUUGUCAUGCAAUUCUGCAUGCCAAAGAAGUUUCUCUUCAUGCGGAGCCAUAUGAGAAGCGUUUCCUGUUCAUAUUUUGGAAUUUGUCAUGCUAGAAUCAGCAUGCUUUGCUAGAUCUGUGAUGCUUCUGAACUAGCUAAACAGGAUCACACUACGAGGACAAACCUGUCAUGCCAAACAACCAAAGCUAGCUGAUUUGUCUAGCAGAUUUCCCAUCUUGACUCUGGUGUGGGGACGUUUUUACACAGGAUAUGUCAUUCUGGAGUCGCAGCUCACUCUAGGUGGAACAAACGGUGCAUCGAAAGAACAAACUGAACCCGCCCCGGUAGCUGCUGCACCACUCGGGGCCCAACACACGGAUAAUUUAGGAGAAAGCACUAGCGUCCUCGCGCCAGUUAUCUCCGCUCCAAUAGUAGAAGAUGUCGAGAUGGCUGACGUCGACUCAAAAAUCAAAGAUGAAGUACUAGGCCCAACAUCUUCGUCAUCUGCCAGCAAUCCCACAGGGGCAGCAGCAACUUCUAUUCCUGCUAUGCCCCCGCCACCAGCAUCCGAAAUAACUACACUUACCAAAGAACCCGCACAGGGCACCGGCGCAGUACGUAAAAAUCCGGUAGAAGUAGCGAGCAAAUCCACUUCGUCGACCACUGGGGCAGUUGCGGGGAAUGCUUCUAAUGUUGGCACUUCUGCAGCGCAAGUCCAAGUGUUGCCAGCACCUUCAACUUGUUCUGCAACACCUGCUGAAGAAGGUUUUGUUCCAGCGGGGGUUCCUACUUCUAGCGGGCAGUCUGCUGACGUUGACCCGAAGAUGAAGCAAUCCGCUUCGGCAGAAAACGGGAAGGUGCUUUUACCAUUCUAGCAUGAUCACCUUGGUAUCUAUCAAGAACUUCUGUAGUCUUCCUAGCAGCACGUCGUAUUCGUCUACACUCACAAUUAUUUCCGUUUUUGUUUCUUUGAGGAAAAUGCAUAGACAGUUAUUGCUUAUUCAAACAGGAUCAUGUUGCAAGACCGGCCGAAAAGAAUCCGCUGGAUUUGGACGUUGACAUGAAGCCGGCUACUGAAGACGUUCUGGAGUUGCAGCUCAUUCUAGGUGGAACAAACGGUGCAUCGAAAGAACAAACUGAAGCCGCCCCGGUAGCGGCACCACUCGUGGCUCAACACACGGGAAAUACAGGAGAAAGUAGCGUUCUCGCGCCAGUCUCCGCUCCAGUAGUAGAAGAUGUCGAGAUGGCUGACGCCGGUGCGAAAGAGGAUGGCCAGGUACGAGGGGAGACACCUUCGGCAUCUGCCAGCAAUCCCAUAGGAGCAGCGCCAGGGGCCUCCAUUCCUGCUAUUCCAUUUCCACCAGCAUCGGAAAAUAAGACACUUACCAUGUUGCAACAGUCACAGGGCACGACGGCCAGCGCAGUACGUAAAAAUCCGGUAGAAGUAGUAGCGUCUGCCAAGAACACCAACACGACCUUGCCGAAAUUGAAUCUGAACUACAAGCCACCCAGUCGUGCAGUCCCACAACGACUGACCGGACCUACUGCGCAGUUGGUGACAGACGCCGAUUUACAGCAGCCAGCACGUGCUAUUGAUUUCUACGUCGGCGCGACAAGAACUGGAGGUAGUUCUAGUUCUAGUUCUGCUGAUGUUUCCCAACAGCAACAAAAAGCGCAAGAAGUUUCUGUAUCAGACCCGAGAAAACAGCUUUCCCCACACAAGAAAGCGCAACACCCCGCAGCAGCCACAAAGCUACCGAACAAAAUGCGGAAUGCGAUCAUCAAACCGAUGCAGAAUGUAUCACAGGAAAAAGUGUUAACGUCACCGAAAUUUGUGAUGCAGCAAUGCAUCACUAAACGUGCCAAAAUUUGUAUUGCGUAGCAUGCAUGGAAGGCAAUAUUUGUAUAUGCAUAGCUGCCAUCUGUGAAAACCGUGGACGUUAACACUUUUCUGCUUGAUAGAAUCUUUUGGAAAAAUUUUGGAACGAGAAAAAGCAGUGCUACGAAAGGAACAAAGAAUGGAGCCCGCAACUCUCCGUUACUCU